Penicillium verrucosum is the source of this 2079-nucleotide messenger RNA. Its product is annotated as putative C6 transcription factor. Gene Ontology annotation, molecular function: DNA binding; DNA-binding transcription factor activity, RNA polymerase II-specific; zinc ion binding. NCBI's taxonomy places the organism in Eukaryota, Fungi, Ascomycota, Eurotiomycetes, Eurotiales, Aspergillaceae. Bases 1 to 2079 code for a protein of 692 amino acids. The transcript has a single exon. The record is from RefSeq and is a predicted model, not a curated record. Gene Ontology annotation, biological process: DNA-templated transcription; regulation of DNA-templated transcription.
AUGGAUGUCGAUAAUGUCGUCUCGCACCUAGUUCCAAUCGCUCCUGCGCCGGUUCGGACACCAUCUAUCGCUGUAAAAAAUGACUCUGGUCCCGAUAUAACCGCAGUGCGCUUCAACUGCCAAGCUUGCGUGCGCAAGAAAACCAAAUGCGAUAGGACGGUGUCAGCAUGUUCGAGCUGCAGAAAAGCAAAGCUCCAGUGCGUUUACCAGGCUCCCCCGUCGCGAAAGAGACAGCGAAGUUCGUUUGAAGAUGUACAUGAGCGAUUAGUGCGGUACGAGCGCAUAUUGCGAGACAACAAUCUUCUCCAUACAACCUCUGUAUCGACUCCAUACAGCCAAAAGACGGAGGUAUCAGCAGCCAGCACGCGGAACCCAACCCCAAACCCGAACUCGCAAUCCACCAGCUCGGGAAAAUUUCUGUCCGCCGACGGCAAGUCUCGCUAUCAUGACAGUGUCCUACUUGACGCUGAAGAGGGCGACCUGUGUGAAGUAUCCGAUUCCGACCAGGAUGACAGCCCUCGCGAGGACACCAGAGCUGAUGAGAGCACCCCGACGGGUCUUCUGGGCGUCCUCGCGGCACAAACCAUCUCUGGGUCCAUACUCGGAAGCACGCAGAGCAUCACCGGGCAACACCCUGGCCACGAGGAGGCGACUAAGCUCUGGAAUGCGUACGUGCACAACGUGGAGCCUCUGUGCAAAGUUCUUCAUAUUCCGACUGUCACAAAAAUGGUCGACGCUGUUUCAAAGCAACCCUCCGUGGCCUCGAAGAGCGACGAAUGCCUGCUUUUUGUCAUAUACUAUUUCGCUGUGUUCUCUAUGUCGGACGCUGACUGUGUGCAAGAGUUUAACCAACCGAGGAACUAUUUGAUGUCGAAAUAUCGGACCGCUGUACACCAAGCACUUAUCAAUGCGUCGUGGCUGAAAACAACAUCAAUGCCGGUAUUACAGGCUUACACACUAUUUCUCGUUGCUAUGCGCACUCAAAUCGAUUCUGACACAUUCUGGAUUUUGACGGGUAUUGCCAUUCGCAUUGCGCAACGCAUGGGGCUCCACCGUGAUGGUGAAACCCUGGGAUUACCACCCUUUGAGGUUCAGAUGCGACGGCGACUUUUUUGGCAACUGCUUCCGCUGGACAGUUAUGCGAGUCAGGUUUCAGGCACUGGUAUUGUACUAUCGCCGAAUAGCUGGGAUACUAAGCAACCAUUGAAUAUCAACGAUGAUCAGAUUUUCCCCGGUAUGUCGGAGCCGCCCCUCGAACAGAGAAACUCCACAGAAAUGAUUUUUUGCUUGUCUCGGAUGGAAUUGUCCAAUUUCUAUAUCCGAACUGGCGUCAAAUUGAAGGAAGUUGGUGGCACGGUUCAAUUUAAGGACGCAGAGGACAUUGAGAGACUUAUUGACCAGGUCGAAGAUCUCAUCGAGACUAAAUUCCUUCGGUACUGCGAUAUCCUAAACCCCUUGCACUUUUUCACCUCGGGAAUCGUCCGAUCUGCGACCAAUGCUGUUCGACUGCGGGCUAGAAUGCCGCUGCUGAUGACGCAAGCCAUCACAGACGCUCAAAGGAGGGAUAUUUGUGCGCUCGCAGCAAGGAUCCUCGAUACAACCAGCGCCAUCUACGGCAACCCCAGCAUGCGGAAGUAUCGAUGGCAAACACAAGCUUUCUUCCUGUGGGAUGCCCUUCUUUGCAUUCUACGUAACAUCGCAGAUGUCGGAUUCUACUCGGCCUACGAGCUUCAUACUUCCUGGGGCAAGGUUGCAGAUGUGUACUCUAACCACGAAGAACUAGUCAAGGGCAGAAGGACCCUACACGUCACAAUCGGUAAGCUAACCCUCAAGGCCUGGCUUGCGAAUCCCUCAAGUCAAUCCGCCCCAGAGCCUACUUUCAUAACCGCACUGCGUGCCCAACACGAGCCGAAAGUGAGCAGGCACAGACAGCAGGAGAGCAUGGAUGAAAGAGGUGAAAUCAUCAAGCUCGCGGACGGACGUGAUGAUGAAGUUUUCGGCAACAUUGAUGGGACAAGCCUGGAUUUAAAUGGCGGGUUUGACCCUUCAGAUUGGGUCUUCUGGGAUCAACUAUGUUGA